AUGCCUGAUGUGGAUCGGGCGGAAUUGGGGAGGGGGAUCAAAUCUGUUGUGAAGUUCAAGUGUUACACCCUCCAGGAUUUUGAAAUGACAUCAACUAAUCAUGCCGAGUUUCAUGCCCUUGCGGGUUUUUUCUCUCGCCCGAGUGAGCCAUUGCGAGGAAGUAGAGCACGGGACGCGCAGACCAUUGCGAAGUCUCGAGAACGCAUUUGCGGCUAUUUGGGUUGGCUGAAACAAUCGAAAUGGAAAAAGCACCCGAGCUUUGUCGAUUUCCACGAUUUGGACACGUUCCUUGACAAGUACAUAGACGGCUAUUUGGUCAGCAUCAGCGGUUUGGCACAUGGGUCAGUCGCCAACGCCAUCACUGCGGCGAUAGAUGUCUUGAAGGAUCUGCACGCACAGUCGGACGAGCCUUUCGCAAGAUGCGAAAAAAUCGCGAGGCUUGAAGAAUCGAAGGAACAUGGAACAGACGCUGGCUGA
This is a messenger RNA of Fimicolochytrium jonesii, 477 nucleotides long. RefSeq lists its product as uncharacterized. Lineage: Eukaryota; Fungi; Chytridiomycota; Chytridiomycetes; Spizellomycetales; Powellomycetaceae. The coding region runs from base 1 to 477 and encodes 158 amino acids. The transcript has 3 exons. The record is from RefSeq and is a predicted model, not a curated record.